GCACUCCUCAACUCCUCGCCCAUCUCACUUGGUCAGCAAUGCUCGCCGCUUUCCUCCUCCUCGCUGCGGGCGCUUCGGCCCUUGUCCACCAGUCGCCGCUUAUUGACGACGCGCCGCGCGUCAAUGUUUCGCUGUUUGUCAUGAGUCGGUGUCCUGACGCGCGCGUCUGUGAGAAUGUCUUCGAGGAAGUCCUCAAGCUCGACCACAUCCUUUCCAAGGUCCAUCUCGAGGUAGACUACUUGGGGCACAUCGACAAGAACGCCCCAUACGGCGUCGAGUGCAUGCAUGGCGACCUGGAAUGCGCUGGUAACGCCCAUCAGCUCUGCGUCCGUGCGCACGCUCCACUCGACAAGUUUUACGCCACCCUUAGCUGCAUGAACUACGGCAACUUUCCGGGCUCGAUUGGCACCGUUGCGCUUACCAAGAGAUGCGCCACAACCGCGGGCAUCGACUGGUGGCGCAGUGGCGUUGGUAGUUGCAUCGAGGGCAAGGACGCGGAGAAGGCAGGCCGGCUCGCCGAGCGCGAGGCGUGGCUCACCGGCACUGAGAUCGAGCUCCCUUCGCUUCCGGACCUCGACGAGCUGGAUGAGUGGGCCGAGGCCGCUGAUCUUGACCACCUGGAUGAAGAAGGACAGAAGCGCUUGCGGGACUCCGUCAAGCACACAAUCAAGGAGGGUGUUACGAAGAGCUGCACCAUUCGCAUCGCUAGUACCCUCAAGCAUGCGCCGCGGGAGUGUGUGGUCGACGGUGGCGUGUGGAAGGGUUGCGAUGACGGCCACGCUGCAUCGGACUUUGCCCGAGUCAUCCGGCAGGAAUGGGACAAUCUGCAAAAGUAGUCACCACCAGCCUACCCUCGGACCCACGAGCUCCAGUGAGCUCCGGUGAGCGCACCUGGACCGCAUUGUACUCUCCUAUGCAUGUAUCGUUACUGUCA
Cutaneotrichosporon oleaginosum is the source of this 934-nucleotide messenger RNA. RefSeq lists its product as uncharacterized. NCBI's taxonomy places the organism in Eukaryota, Fungi, Basidiomycota, Tremellomycetes, Trichosporonales, Trichosporonaceae. The record is from RefSeq and is a predicted model, not a curated record. Gene Ontology annotation, molecular function: oxidoreductase activity, acting on a sulfur group of donors, disulfide as acceptor.